This is a messenger RNA of Cylicostephanus goldi, 318 nucleotides long. NCBI's taxonomy places the organism in Eukaryota, Metazoa, Nematoda, Chromadorea, Rhabditida, Strongylidae. The record is from the annotation of a GenBank genome assembly.
AUGCCGGAAUCAAGCGACGUGGACAAAAUGCCGGAAUCAAGCGACAUGGACAAAAAGCCGGAAUCAAGCGACAUGGACAAACUUAUUGAAAUUAUUCUCAUUUUUUCAUUGCCGAUGCUUUUGCUCAUCCGAAACAUCAAGGUAAAACGAUGGAUUACUUCAGCCAUUAGCGGUUUGGUAUCACAAUCGAGCGUGCUCCUGUCAAGUGUGUCUCAACAUCAUCCUACUCUUCUUACUCGUACUACCUGCUACGAUCCAUGCUAUGUGGUAUUGCUACAUGAGAAAGUAACAACUGUUGAUAUUACCAUUUCUUACUGA